Molecule: messenger RNA, 1484 nt
Organism: Gamsiella multidivaricata
Lineage: Eukaryota; Fungi; Mortierellomycota; Mortierellomycetes; Mortierellales; Mortierellaceae
Product: CRAL-TRIO domain-containing protein
Exons: 1
Coding region: 448-1311 (287 amino acids)
Source: RefSeq, a predicted model, not a curated record
UUAUAAACGGUACUGCGUCCUAUCACUCUGUCUGCCUGCCUGUCCCUUUUCCCUUUUCCCUUUUAUACCACCUCGUCCGUCUCAGCAUCAUCCUUCUUUCUCUCCUUCUCUCCAACUCAUCCCAUCAUCCCAUCCCAUCUCAUCCAUCCACCACCCUCACCUUCACCACCACCACCCCACAUCCAGCUGCCGUCUCCUCUCAUCCUAUCCGCCUUUUAACUGUCUCCUUAUCAUACAUGUAAGUCUUCCCACCCUUGUCUUGAUAAGCUAUUGGCCCAUUGAAGGAUAGAGAUGCUGGCUGAUUCUGUUUGGUCAAGCCAAUGUUUUCCUCGAUGAAAUUGUAUAAUAUGCAAGGAAGCUGGCCGAUGGAACAUUGUCCUCUCGCCUCAUUGGAUGCUAUAAACCGUCCGAUUCUGAUCUGUCUUGUUCUACCCUUACCACUAUAGCAUGUCCACUCCUGCCCCCGAAAUCCUUCCCGGCCGCGUUGGCAACUUGACCCCAGAACAGCAGCAUGCCCUUGAUGAGUUCAAGGAGUUGAUCAAGGCAGAGGGAAUCUUCGUGCCUGAACGUCAUGAUGAUCACUUGCUUCUCCGCUUCCUUCGUGCCCGCAAGUUCCACAUUGGCAACACCCACAAGAUGUUCGUCGAUUGCGAAAACUGGAGGAAGGAGCUCGGCGUUGACACUUUGAAGGAUACCUUUGUCUUUGAGGAGGAAGACGCCGUCCGCAGCUGCUACCCUAGGUACUACCACAACGUUGACAAGAAGGGUCGUCCCAUCUAUAUCGAGCACGUCGGUGUGAUCGACAUCAAGACCCUGUUCAAGGUCACUGACGAGGAUCGCAUGACGAAGCAGCACGUCCUCUCAUACGAGAAGCUGAUUACCGACCGCAUGCCCGCCUGCUCAAAGCGCUCUGGCCACCACAUCGAACAGUGCUGUACUAUCCUCGACCUCAAGGGUGUCUCCCUCCGCCAGUUCGCCAACGCCUUUGGAUUCAUCAAGCGCACCUCAGCAAUCGCACAGAACUACUAUCCUGAGAUGAUGGGUAAGAUGUAUGUCAUCAACGCCCCCAUGAUGUUCACCUCUGUCUGGGGUAUGGUCAAGCCCUUGCUGGAUGAGGUUACAGUCAAGAAGAUUGUCAUUCUGGGCAGCAACUACCAGUCGACUUUGCUCGAGGAUAUUGAUGCCGAGAAUCUGCCCAAGACUAUUGGAGGCACGUGCGAGUGUCCUGGCGAGGGAGGAUGCCAAACAGGCGAGCCCGGCCCAUGGAAGGAUCCCCGCUACAUGAACGCACCCGUAGAAAAGACUGCCUAGAGUGGAUGACGAUGCAGGGAGGAGGAUCUUUUUCUUAAUGACCGAUGGCUAGGAAACUCAGCACGCCAUCACUACCACCAAUAGCACGCCAGUUCAAAAAAACAAAGGCGAACAUUCGUUCAACACACCCUCAACAUAGAUAGAAAUAAACAAAUCGAUAAAAACAACAAUAG